CACAUUGAACUGCACAUCACUGAACCCAAGACCUUCUCAUCCAAGCUAGUGUUCAUCAUCAUGCCACCCAAAAAGCCUGAGCCAAAGAAGGAAGAACCCAAGCCUGUAGCCAAACCUCCAGAGCCCGAGCCACCCAAGGAGCCUUUGUUUGACCCCUCCACUGUCACAAUUGAAUUCAGUGCAGAUCAAAUUGAAGAAUUUAAGGAAGCCUUUUCCCUCUUUGAUCGGACCCCUAAUUGUGAGCAAAAAAUCACCUAUGGACAGUGUGGAGACGUCCUGCGAGCUUUGGGACAGAAUCCAACCAAUGCAGAAGUUUUAAAAGUCCUUGGCAAGCCAAAAACUGAAGAAUUAAACGUUAAGAUGAUGGAUUUUGAUACCUUCCUGCCCAUGCUCCAACACAUUUCCAAGUCGAAGGAGAAGGGGAUAUAUGAAGACUUUGUUGAAGGGCUGCGUGUGUUUGAUAAGGAAGGAAAUGGUACUGUAAUGGGAGCUGAAAUCCGUCACGUCUUGGCUACUCUAGGGGAAAGAAUGACAGAAGAAGAGGUAGACAGGUUACUGCAUGGGCAAGAAGAGUCCAAUGGCAACAUCAACUAUGAAGCCUUUGCAAAGUACAUCUUGGCAAACUGAGCACAAGGUAAUUGCCAAAUAAUAGAACUCAUAUUGAAAACCGGUGCUGCAUUAAAUUAACUUGAAAAUUGCCAUAUUUUGUAUCCAGCAGUCAUAACAAUGGCUGAAACGCACACGAAUGCACAGGAACACCAUUCAGGAGAACACAAAUCACAGUGUUGUUCAGCUCUGCAUCCAAUGAACCAAUAAAGUCAAUGACAUUCUCUUCCCAAUCAGUUGUCUUUGUUGCCUUUCUUAUUGGGCAUAAAAUGCUCGAACGUUGGACAAAAUUCUCAUCCAGUAUUUAUGGGACUCUGUUUGUAACUAGUUGAAUAAUUGUGCAAAGCUUUAAUACUGUAUUUGAUCAAGACAGUGUAGCCUCUAGUUUGAAAUAUCAUUUGUAUUGAGGUUUAUAAUAGGAAGACGACUGUAUCUAUUUAAGUGUUAUCAAUUGUUUACGGCGCCGUUUAAAAAUAUUUUAGAAUAAAAGAAACAAACAAUUGAGAAAUUUCAAAA
This is a messenger RNA of Xenopus laevis (African clawed frog), 1122 nucleotides long. It is a transcript of the gene myl3.L, whose product is annotated as myosin light chain 3 L homeolog. Gene Ontology annotation, molecular function: calcium ion binding. NCBI's taxonomy places the organism in Eukaryota, Metazoa, Chordata, Amphibia, Anura, Pipidae. Gene Ontology annotation, cellular component: myosin II complex. The record is from RefSeq and is marked provisional.